This is a messenger RNA of Nanorana parkeri, 2577 nucleotides long. It is a transcript of the gene CPNE8, whose product is annotated as copine 8. Gene Ontology annotation, cellular component: plasma membrane. The transcript is spliced from 20 exons. The record is from RefSeq and is a predicted model, not a curated record. NCBI's taxonomy places the organism in Eukaryota, Metazoa, Chordata, Amphibia, Anura, Dicroglossidae. Gene Ontology annotation, molecular function: calcium-dependent phospholipid binding. Gene Ontology annotation, biological process: cellular response to calcium ion. The coding region runs from base 142 to 1875 and encodes 577 amino acids.
CGCUGCAUCCAGCUUACUUGCUGUCAGAGCCGUGUUCUCGCCGGAGCUCGGUGCCGCAUCGCAGACAGCUUCUUCUUCUUCUUCCCUGCUCACUCUAGGUUCUUCCAGACACCCCAAACCCACCCCCCCCUUUCCGCCCCCAUGUUCGGACCGGAUAAACUGGGCUACGAGAUGGAUUUCGGCUACAGGAGCACGGCUUCCCUGGGAGACUUUAACCCGUUCAGCGCUAGCAUCCCGGCCACCAAAGUGGAGUUAACAAUCUCUUGCAGGAACCUUUUGGACAGAAAGGAGAUUAAUAAUGUUUUCUUUCCUGUUACAGUAUGUGUAUUGUAUACACAAGGUAUUGGAAACAAGGAAUGGAGAGAGUAUGGCAGGACAGAAGUAAUUGACAACACAUUAAAUCCAGACUUUGUCAAAAAAUUUAUAAUGGACUACUUCUUUGAGGAAAGACAGAAUCUGCGAUUUGAUCUAUAUGAUGUCGACUGCAAAAGUCCCAAUUUAGCAAAACAUGAUUUUCUUGGACAGAUGUUUUGCACUUUGGGUGAAAUAGUUGGAUCUCAAGGAAGUCGUCUCGAGAAGUCUGUAACAGGAAUUCCAGGAAAGAACUGUGGAGCCAUUAUUGUCACUGCUGAAGAGCUGAAUAAUUGCAGAGAUGCUGUGUUAAUGCAGUUUUGUGCCAAUAAACUUGACAAGAAAGAUUUUUUUGGAAAAUCUGACCCCUUCCUAGUAUUUUUCAGAAGCAAUGAGGAUGGCAGCUUUACAAUUUGCCACAAGACAGAAGUAGUAAAGAACACAUUAAACCCAGUCUGGCAGGCAUUUAAGAUUCCAGUCAGAGCUUUGUGCAAUGGGGAUUUUGACAGAACAAUUAAAAUAGAAGUGUACGAUUGGGAUAGAGAUGGAAGCCAUGAUUACAUUGGUGAAUUCACCACAAGUUAUCGGGAGCUGUCUAGAGGGCAGUCACAGUUCAAUGUCUAUGAGGUAAUAAAUCCCAAGAAAAAAGGAAAGAAGAAAAAAUACCUAAAUUCUGGAACUGUUACUUUGCUUUCUUUUCUAGUGGAAACAGAAGUUUCGUUUCUUGAUUAUAUUAAAGGAGGGACCCAAAUCAAUUUCACAGUCGCCAUAGACUUCACAGCAUCAAAUGGGAACCCUGCACAGCCCACCUCUCUGCACUACAUGAAUCCUUAUCAGUUGAAUGCAUAUGGCAUGGCAUUAAAAGCAGUUGGAGAAAUUAUUCAGGAUUAUGACAGUGAUAAAAUGUUUCCUGCACUAGGAUUUGGAGCAAAGUUGCCACCUGAUGGAAGAGUAUGUCAUGAGUUUGCUUUGAAUGGCAAUCCACAAAACCCUUACUGCCACGGGAUAGAAGGUGUUAUGGAAGCCUAUUACAGAAGUCUGAAAAGUGUACAGCUAUAUGGUCCAACAAACUUUGCCCCAGUAAUUAAUCAUGUAGCAAGAUAUGCUGCCUCAGUAAAGGAUGGCUCCCAGUACUUUGUUCUACUGAUUAUUACAGAUGGAGUUAUCUCGGACAUGGCUCAGACAAAGGAAGCAAUAGUCAAUGCUUCAAAACUUUCAAUGUCAAUUAUCAUUGUGGGAGUGGGACCUGCAGAAUUUGAUGCUAUGGUAGAAUUGGAUGGAGAUGAAGUCCGAGUAUCUUCAAGAGGACGGUAUGCAGAAAGGGACAUUGUCCAGUUUGUUCCUUUCCGAGACUACAUUGACCGAACUGGAAACCAUGUACUCAGCAUGGCACGACUUGCUAAAGAUGUAUUAGCAGAGAUUCCGGAUCAGUUUCUCUUGUACAUGAGAUCCAGAGGAUUCAAGCCAUUUCCUGCUCCACCUCCAUACACACCAACUGGGCACCCUUUACAGACUCAGAUCUGACUAGUAUAAAGUACAGUUCUUCCAACAUUUGUGAAAUCUUGCAAGCUGCCGAUGCCAGGCCAGCUUCAACGUAAGGUGCACUAAGUCUGGACUUUUGAAGAGCCUGCUUGUUUGCAUUGAAUAGAGAUUGACUUUUCCGGAUCUAAAUGAUUCUGUUUACAGACCAAAACUGUAAAUAUGGAUACAUGUGAAAGCAGAAAGAUUUUAUAUACUCGACAGGAAAAAAUCAAAUGACUGAAACUGUUUCCUGAGUCUUAUUUUUGUGACCAUUUAUUUUUAUUAUUAAAACUGUUGGGGGAAGCACAAAUCACACCCUUAACCCAAACUGUAUCAAUCUCCCUAACCGAGCUCUACUUAUGUGGGAAUGCAAUUCCUUGGUGUUAAUGUUUACAUGUUACUAAUUUUUAAAUUUCAGUACUUUUGUAACUAUUCUUACAGAAAGUUUUAAAUUCUAUAAAAUCCAGUGUCUUCUGACUGGCAAUAAAUAUAGCCACAAAAAAAGCAAUAGCACUUUAAUGGAUCUCUUACACAAACAUUAAGAGAUGUGGACAAGUGCUUUCACACGUCUUUGAAAGGAAGAAGAAAUCCUGAGAUGCAGCACUUAAUAGCCUGUCCUCAUAAGUAAAUUAGCUUACCACACACAAAUCAGAAAAAGUGUGAUUUUAUUUUGAAUAUUUUACCCUGAAUAAUUUAUUCUUAAUU